AUGGCGGAAAUCGAUGUUCCCAAAAUAAUCCAAGUUCCGGAUGACAAUUUCUUUUCUUUCUCGAGAAAUGGAACGACAGUUAUCUGCUCUGCGAAGGAGUACACCCUCGAGAAACCAUUCAAAUUCCAAGGACAACGAGUAAUUAUUCGUGCCGAGAUUUUAGAAAUUCCAUUUGACAUCACACUACCAAGCAAAGAUAUUGAUAUUGCAUGUCACACACUACGACUCGGCUCUUCUCUUCGAACAAUCGAUGUUUCAGGGAGCCCAGGGAACCCAAAGGAUCCGGAAACACUGGAAAACGGCGCUGCUGGAGACAAUGGAGAACCAGCUGGAAGUAUACGUGUUUAUGUUCAAGCCAUGGCAUCCGAUAUUGCUCAAAAUCUACGACUGAUAGCAAACGGAGGACGAGGAGGACCGGGGGGUAGCACAUCAGCAAAAGACAAAGUUGGUGGUAAUGGAGGUAAUGGAGGUCGUGGAGGGUUCAUCAGUCUUUCCUACGGGCAUCAAACCCAAUCUAUAGCCGCAGCUAUUUAUAAGGCUGAAUCUUCCUCAAUGCCCUGGGCAGAUUCCAUUGCCGGUAUACAAAAGGAUAUAUUGCAGCCAUUGAUAACGGCGGAUCCUCCAGUGCUCUCAGAUGACACACUCUCGCGGUUUAAAUCUCUGGUAGAACAGGCGAAAGCAUUGCUAGAGGUGGUGAAGUCCGUUUCUGAAGCCCUGGACUCUCUUCUGUCGCCUGAACCAGAGACAUCACGAGAAGUUUCUUAUGAUAUAGAAAACAUCGCUUCAUUGUAUAACGACCAUGUCAAACGGCUUUUAUCUCUUCAAAUGGGGAAAGAAUCUGAUGUCGAUCCCGUUCAAUGCGGAAGCAAAGAAAGCUUGGAUCUUGCCAAAAAAACCAUUCAAGCGUGGCUUGCGAAAGAUAGUACUACGACAGACGAUGAAUUAAUGAGUGCUUUGCAGUUAGCUGCCACCCCUAUGGGCUUACCGUUUGCAGACCUAAGGAAACUUUUCAAACCUUUGUAUAACUUCGUGGUAGCUGCGAUGAGAAAACAGCAGUCUGAUAUCAAAAACAAUAUCUGUACCGCGCGAACAGGUAGAGAUUCUCAUGUUCCCCCAUUUCCCAUAGUUUUACCGCCAAGUAACAUUUUGAUGAUAGGUAUUGCUGGGCCAGGCGGGAACGGACCCCAGACGGGUGUGAGCGUUGGUAGCCGUGGAAAAGAUGGUGCAGCAGGACACGUCCAAAUUUUCCCAUUCUCUUACAAUCAAGGCCUUAAAACGAUUAACGUGAACCAUGCAUACGCUCUUCCUGAGCAAAGUCAAAUGGUUCUCAACACGGCAAACAAUUUAUACUUCGCGAUUGACGGUAAAAGCCGUGGCAUGGCUUGUCUUUUGUACGAACGUUUAGUCAACCGUUUGAGUUUUGUACCACUCUUGUGGUCUUCAUCGCCAGAUGGCUCAUUGGAAGCGAAGGAGUCUAACUUACUGGAGCAAUACACCGACAUGCAAGACAAUCAAAAGAUUAGCUUACAGAUGGCGGAUCAAUUGGUUACAAUUCAUUCCCAAGCUACUAGCAUGCUUAACCAGAUUCUGAAGGGAAAGGAUAUGUUUGGUUUCACAGAUGAUUUCGCCCCACGCUUAACAUACGAUUUCUAUAAGAGCCGGAUCGAUUCACUAAUAAAAUCGGUGAAGAGCUUUGAAACGACAGAAAAGAGCUAUAUAAGCGCAAUGAAGGAUCAGGCAAAGGCCGCGGAUGUAAUAUCUGAUGGAACCACCUUGUUCGAAAAAAGAAAAGAGCAUGCUGAAAACCGCAUAGCAAUUUUGCAAGACUCAAAUGGACCAUUACAAACAGCGUCAUACCAAAUAUCAUUGUUCACACCAAACCUGAAGGCAAAACGAGCCGCGAUCAAAGAAGGUGUGAAGGUCGUAUCUGAAGAUAUCAAAAAUCGCCUUCAGAUAGAUGCUGGAAUGAUAAUAGACGCUUUUGCAACUCUUGCCAUGGCACCAGCAUGGUUUACCGUGGCUACUCAAGCUGCCAAUGUUGGCCACAAGGCAUAUACUGAAAUCAAAGACUCUUCUGGCGUAAGUGUACAAAAGGACCUUGUUAUUACCGAAUUGGGGGAUGCCGGGACAACUUUAAUGUCGCUAUCAGACGCAUUCCGCAGCAGAAGUGAUCAUUCUCUUGAACCUGAUGACCCUAAUGCUAUUAAAAUCAUGGCCGAAGUCGAUAAAAUUAGGGACCUUUUGAAAAGAUUCAAGGAUGCAAUACCCAGUCAAAAAGGUGACAAGCUGAAACAAGAUUUAGAUGACUAUAUGGAGCUUGUUAACAACCGUAAUGCGGCUGUAAUAGAAUAUAAUUCCGCUUUGGAAAUGCUUUCGAACGCGUAUCAAGAUAAGUCUCUUUGUGAUAAACAACUGGAAAUUCUGGGCAGCGCCCAAAUGUCGCUAAAUGCAAACUUGCCAACAAUUUGCCUCUGGCUACGAAAGGCCCGCGACGACUUGAGGUUCGACACGAUGUUGUACAUAAAUAUGGCUGCACGGGCCGUAAGAUAUUGGGGACUGGUAGAUAUACCCGCUUUCAAAGGCGAUGGACCUCUAUACAACUCCAAUGCGCUCGAUAAAUGGGUUAGAGACGUGGAAAAAAAGUGGGUUCUUGCGAAGGAGAAAUAUUCCUAUCUUGUUAAAUCGAAGUGGCCGUCGGAGGGCCACAUGGGUCCAGUAUAUCGUCUCACGGAAGGAGAAAUUUUCACUCUCAAACAAUGCAGAGGCCAAACGGAUACUCAAACGGGUGAGUCUACUCAGAUAUACGGCGUAAUGAUCCGGUUAAGGCCAAACAUGCUCGCCAAUAGCAAGACAGAGCCGGAGGCAAAGUUGUUUUACCAGAAAAACAACAUCCGCCUGAGUCAAGUUCGAUUCUGGAUUGUAGGCUUGAAAGUCGGCGAGAACGAUUUGAAGCAGGAACUAGUUUCGGUGCAGAUUACGAUGCUUGGUGAUGAGCAGAUUGUGGACGAAAAACGGACUACGUGGCGGUUUUCAUCUCAGCCGGUGCGACUCGAUUUCGAAUAUGAAAAUCGUGGGAUCGAAGGCCUCACAGACUGCACCAGUAACCGAGCACUUAAUACCCAAAUGCUUGGAUAUAUGAGUAGCGGGGACCCGGAUUCGAGCGCCGAAGCUGCAAUUGGACCAUUCGCUACCUGGAGGUUCGAAAUCGAAAAAACCAGAGGUCUUGAUAUGGAGCACAUAGAAGACGCAUACAUAGAAUUCUGUGGGAUGAGCAGGCCGUUUAGCUAG
Molecule: messenger RNA, 3288 nt
Organism: Ophidiomyces ophidiicola
Lineage: Eukaryota; Fungi; Ascomycota; Eurotiomycetes; Onygenales; Onygenaceae
Exons: 3
Coding region: 1-3288 (1095 amino acids)
Source: RefSeq, a predicted model, not a curated record